GCCGAGCCAGCGCUGUCCCUUUCCUGGUAACAGUACUUCCUGGGAAAUGAAGUCCAAAUUUCCGCAAAACGUAACGCUCCAGUUAUCCUUGAGACUCCAUUCCCCAGCAAGCUCAGCGUGUAGCGUGCGUUAUGGAGCCGCGAGUUGCAGAACUGAAGCAGAAGAUUGAGGAUACUCUGUGUCCUUUUGGCUUCGAGGUGUACCCCUUCCAGGUGGCGUGGUACAAUGAACUCCUGCCUCCAGCUUUUCACCUGCCCCUGCCAGGCCCUACCCUGGCAUUCCUGGUACUUAGCACACCUGCCAUGUUUGACCAGGCACUCAAGCCCUUCUUGCAGAGCUGCCACCUUCAACUGCUGACUGAUCCUGUGGAUCAGUGUGUGGCCUACCAUCUGAGCCGUGUUAAAGAGAGCCUCCCAGAGCUGCAGAUUGAAGUCAUCGCUGACUACGAGGUACACCCGAACCGGCGCCCGAAGAUUCUUGCCCAGACAGCAGCCCACGUGGCAGGGGCUGCUUACUACUAUCAACGGCAAGAUGUGGAAAGUGACCCCUGGGGGACCAAGCACAUAUCAGGAGUGUGUGUACACCCCGAAUUUGGGGGCUGGUUUGCCAUCAGAGGAGUAGUGCUGCUGCCUGGAGUAGAGGUGCCAGAUUUGCCACCCAGAAAACCUUGUGACUGUGUGCCUACAAGAGCUGAUCGCAUAGCUCUUCUUGAAGGCUUCAAUUUCCAUUGGCGUGACUGGACUUACCGGGAUGCAGUGAUACCCAAAGAGCGCUACUCAGAAGAGCAAAAGGCCUACUUUUCCACUCCACCUUCCCAACGAUUGGCCCUAUUGGGCUUGACGCAGGCCUCAGAGGAACCUAGCUCUCCAUCCCCUGACUUUCCCUUUAUCACACUCACCAAGAAGUCUCAGAUUCCCAGCAGAGCCACCCGAAGCUGGCUUAGCCCUAGGGUAUCACCACCUUCAUCCCCUGGCCCUUGAUACCUUACUUCUCUGUGGGACCCCUAUUUAUGGUGGUACUUGGUAGAACUUAAUUGGUUUGGGCAAAGCAAAAGAGAUUUUAUUUUGGGUACAAAAUGGACUAUUUUUAGUAAUAUAGAUCAUGAAGGUAAGAAAGUUAGGUCAGGAUAAGUCAAAGGCCAAGUUAGAGCCACAAUUCCAUGUCUUUGAAUAUGGAACUCUUGCAUCUAUUACCGUAUCUAUUCAGUGCCCCCAAGAUGCUACUUCUUACAGGGCCCAUACUGCAUAGGGUUUUUGUGAGGACUGAAUAAAUAUAUGUAAAUGCCUGGCAUGUAGUAAACAGUAUGUGUUGGUUGGUACUGCAGGCCCUAGGAAUACUUGACUGCUGCUCUUAAACCUAAUCUGGGUUCUGAAGGGGUGGGCAAGCUAAGGUAGCUGAUAGAACAAGUGGCUAGAAGGGCAUCCACAACACAAGAAAGUAUCCUCUGUUUUGUUUUGACAGUCUCACUCUGUUGCCCUUGGUAGAGCGCCGUGGCAUCACAGCUCACAGCAACCUCCAACUCCUGGGCUUAAGAAUUUCUCUUUUUUUUUUUUGUAGAGACAGAGUCUCACUGUACCGCCCUCGGGUAGAGUGCCAUGACGUCAUACAGCUCACAGCAACCUCUAACUCUUGGGCUUACGCGAUUCUCUAGCCUCAGCCUCCCAAGCAGCUGGGACUACAGGCGCCUGCCACAAAGCCCAGCUAUUUUUUGUUGCAGUUGCCACUGCUGUUUUAGCUGGCCAGGGCUGGGUUCAAACCUGCCACUCUCAGUAUAUGGGGCUGGCGCCCUACCCACUGAGCCACAGACACCACCCAGUUUCCUCAGUUUUUUUUUUUUUUUCUUUUUUUGUAGAGACAAUCUCACUGUACCGCCCUCUGGUAGAGUGGCGUGGCGUCACACGGCUCACAGCAACCUCUAACUCUUGGGCUUAUGCAAUUCUCCUGCCUCAGCCUCCCAAGCAGCUGGGACUACAGGCGCCUGCCACAACGCCCGGCUAUUUUUUUGUUGCAGUUUGGCCGGGUCUGGGUUUGAACCCGCCACCCUCGGCAUAUGGGGCCGGCGCCCUACUCACUGAGCCACAGGCCCCGCCCAGUUUCCUCAGUUCUUAAUCUACCUUAGCCUCAAGGGCCCAGGAAGAAUCUAGCUUCUUGUUGACAACCUUCCUCAGGACAAUGAUAUGGAUGAGGAUCAAAAGGACUACCAUCUAAAGGCUAAAACCCAGGGAAGAUAAAAAGUGCUUAAUACUGUAAUAGUUCUAUAAGCCUUACUCAAGGCCAGGAGCCCUGUAUUUGUCUUCCUUUUCCCAUUUCAGUUCAAAAGAGAAAGGAAACACCCUCCCCCACCCCAGCUAUGUUCUUUUACAGAGCAGGUACCAGGCACUUAUUAGAGGUGGCCAAGCUUCUGGUUCCCAUGUAGCCCUCUCAGUAGUGUAAAUGUAGAUGUCCAAGUAAUUUCACUAGGACCUUAACCUACAACCCAACCUAUGGCAUAAGUUGAAGUGCCGCAGCCAAUUCUACAGCAGGGCUUGCACUUUUCUCCACAUACUGAAAAACAAAAUGGGACACCU
Messenger RNA from Nycticebus coucang (slow loris), 2567 nucleotides. RefSeq names its product metabolism of cobalamin associated C (gene MMACHC). The transcript has 4 exons. The record is from RefSeq and is a predicted model, not a curated record. Gene Ontology annotation, molecular function: FAD binding; cyanocobalamin reductase (cyanide-eliminating) (NADP+) activity; demethylase activity. Lineage: Eukaryota; Metazoa; Chordata; Mammalia; Primates; Lorisidae. The coding region runs from base 132 to 980 and encodes 282 amino acids. Gene Ontology annotation, biological process: cobalamin metabolic process. Gene Ontology annotation, cellular component: cytoplasm.